This is a messenger RNA of Culicoides brevitarsis, 10656 nucleotides long. It is a transcript of the gene stan, whose product is annotated as protocadherin-like wing polarity protein stan. NCBI's taxonomy places the organism in Eukaryota, Metazoa, Arthropoda, Insecta, Diptera, Ceratopogonidae. Gene Ontology annotation, biological process: G protein-coupled receptor signaling pathway; cell surface receptor signaling pathway; homophilic cell-cell adhesion. The coding region runs from base 150 to 10619 and encodes 3489 amino acids. The record is from RefSeq and is a predicted model, not a curated record. Gene Ontology annotation, molecular function: calcium ion binding; G protein-coupled receptor activity. The transcript has 6 exons. Gene Ontology annotation, cellular component: plasma membrane.
AGAGAACGUCGUUGAACAAAAACUGCAGCAACUCUCAACGGACCAAAAUUAAUUGGAUUUGUAAUGGAGAAAUAAUUGAAACACGCUCGCACUAAAGAAGAAAGAUGUUCUUCAAAUAAUUGCAACUCGAUAAUUUUUUUCGUAAAAAAAUGAAAUCUUUGGUAGUGACUUUUGCGGUGACGUUCAUCGUCAUCCUCUCACUACUGCCCGCACUCGACGGUUACUUGCUCGUCGUGAACGAGAACACGGAACCAGGCACCGUCAUUUUCAAUGCAUCCGUUUACAAACUCGGCUCCGAUCGACAUUACAAGAUAAAUGUCCAUCGAUCGGCGAACUUUGUGCAUCACCUGCUCAAAGUGGACCACAAAGAAGGCACAAUUGUGCUGAAAAAGCGAAUUUACUGCGACGGCAUCUACUAUCCGAAUCUCUUUACGUUCUACGUUGACUCGACCAGUAAUCGGGUACGCAGCAUCGGAUAUUACAGUCUUCCAUUGCGGAUAUUUGUCGCUGGCACGAAUUGCAAUGACGAACGUAGACAAGAACUGAUCGAGGAUCGUCAUAUCGAGGAUGAUGAAUUCGCGGUUGCGGCACGUCAUCGACGAACAGCUGACGAUGAGCUCGACGAGGAACGUUUGUAUGGCGAAUAUCGUGGAAGUUCCUUAGAACAUUAUAUCCCCGAGUUCCCGUGGCUCGUACAUCAUCAUAAUAUCUCACGAACAGACAUCAGUAACUUUGUCGAAGGCGAUGUUUUGUUCGAUACAACGGAAUCCAAUACGGAACGUCAUAAAAUCCUGAACCGAAAAAGACGCGCUUUGGUUGAAUCUUUUGACCAACGAAUGCAUCGCAAAAUUGUCGACGCGAAACAGUGGAUUUCCGAGACUUUUGCUUCUUAUGCCAUUCAUUCAACGGACAAAUGGAACAAAAUUUGCCUGAAAAAAUCGCAGUACAUCAAUAAUUUGAAUAGUUUCAUGCCGAAAUCGAUCAGCCAAUAUUGCAGAGUGAAUUAUUUGGAUCUCAGCGAUGAAAGGUUCGACAUUGAACGGAAAUCGGGAGAUAUGGUUGCCAGCAAGGACAUUUGUAUCACAGAGCCUAUGUGGAAAAUAACCGUUACUUAUAACGUAAAAUGUGACAAUCGCAUUGAUGUAAUAGAUGCCGAUCAUCGCUUGAAAAUCGUCUAUCAUCAUGAGGAAUUUAACGAUACGGAUAUCGCUAAACGUGUCAAAAGGGAGUUGCGGAACCAAAGUCCGUACUUUGAAAAGGCGCUUUAUGUUGCUACAGUAUUGGAAGAACAACCCACAGGAGCUUCCGUGACAACUGUGAAGGCACGUGACCCAGAAGAUUCGCCAGUUGUAUACUCAAUGGUUUCUCUCCUGGAUUCUCGUUCCCAAUCAAUGUUCAAAGUGGAUUCCCGUACUGGCGUCGUCACUACCUCCCUAAGUCUUGAUCGUGAACUCAUGGAUGUCCAUUACUUUAGGGUCGUUGCCACAGACGACUCUUUUCCGCCACGUUCUGGAACCACAACGCUCCAAAUUAACGUCUUGGAUUGCAACGAUCACAGUCCCGUCUUCGAAGCGGAACAAUUUGAGACUUCUGUACGUGAAACUGCGACAAUUUCUACUCCAGUCAUCACUCUUCGUGCUUCCGAUCAAGAUAUGGGCAAAAAUGCCGAUAUCGAAUAUUCGAUUGAGAAAAUUGAAGCUGGAAAUUCCGAAGAAGGAGAACAUCGUGAUCUCUCGACACUUUUUAGAAUUGAUCCAAAAUCAGGAGUUAUUACAACUCGAGGCUUACUUGACAGAGAAGUUUCGGACUCGUAUGUAAUUCAUGUUGUUGCCACUGACUUGGCGUCUCCACAAAGCGAACGAAAGUCAACAAAAACGACAGUUUUGGUAAAAAUCUUGGAUGACAACGACAAUUAUCCGCAAUUCAGUGAACGAACGUACACAGUGCAAGUUAGCGAGGAUCAAUGGGGUGACAAUAACAUUAUUGCCCAUAUUCAAGCGAAAGAUGCUGAUUUGGGUAACAAUGGAGCUAUUCGAUAUGCGAUAAUUGGAGGAAACACAUUGUCACAAUUCACGAUAGACUCGAUGAGUGGCGAUGUAACUCUCGUUAAACCACUUGAUUAUGAAAAUGUGAGAAGUUAUCGCCUUGUAAUUAGAGCUCAGGAUGGCGGAAGUCCUUCGCGCAGUAACACAACGCAACUUUUAGUGAACGUAAUUGAUGCAAACGAUAAUGCUCCGAGAUUUUACACGACCCAAUUUCAAGAAGCCGUGUUGGAAAGUGUUCCUGUCGGUUACAACAUUGUUCGUGUUCAAGCUUAUGACUCCGAUGAAGGACAAAAUUCGGAAAUAACGUACAGCAUACCUGAUCGCAAAGAUAAUUUCCCGCUAGCUGUCGAUCCUCGUACUGGUUGGAUUCACACAACACGUCCCUUGGAUCGAGAAGAGCAAUCGAGAUUCUCAUUCCAAGUCGUUGCCACAGAUGGCGGCGUGCCUCCAAAAUCCUCAAGUACUUCAGUCGUUGUUACAGUUCAAGAUGUCAAUGAUAACGAUCCAAUCUUCAGUCCCAAAUAUUACGAAGCAAUUUUGGCAGAAGAUCAAGCGCCAGGUACUCCAGUAACGUCUGUAACUGCUACUGACUUGGAUGAAGACGCUCGUUUGCAUUAUGAGAUUACUUCGGGUAACACUCGUGGUCGUUUCGCGAUAACAUCCCAAAAUGGCAGAGGACUUAUCACCAUUGCACAACCCCUGGACUUUAAACAAGAGAAACGUUUCUUGCUCUCAAUCACAGCUACAGACUCCGGAGGUCGUUCUGAUACAGCGACAGUCAAUAUAAACAUCACUGAUGCCAAUAAUUUCGCACCCACGUUUGAAAAUGCUCCGUAUUCUGCCUCAGUUAAUGAAGAUGCUCCUUUAGACACUACAAUUCUCGUGGUUUCCGCUACAGAUGCCGAUGUUGGAGUAAAUGCCCAAAUUACGUACUUUUUAAAUGACGAAACAGCAAAUGGUUUGGGUUCAAGUGAUCCUUUCACAAUUAAUCCACAAACUGGUGCCAUCACAACAAAUGCUCCUCUUGAUCGAGAAACAACGAGUGCUUAUCUGUUAACUGUUACUGCAAAAGAUGGCGGAAAUCCAUCACUUAGUGAUACAACAGAAAUUGAAAUUUUUGUCACAGAUGUCAAUGAUUCGCCUCCAACAUUCAAAGUUCCAUUGUAUCAAGCCUCAAUUUUGGAAGAUGCUUUGAUUGGAACUUCUGUUGCUCAACUUACCGCUUCUGAUGCUGAUCAAGGACUAAAUGGAAGAAUCCGUUACGAUUUGAGUCAAAAAGAUAAGGAAGACGGUUCAUUUGUUGUUGAUCCCGCUUCUGGAGUUAUUCGCACAAACAAAGCUCUCGAUCGUGAAAGUGUUGCUGUUUAUCAUUUACAAGCACUUGCUAUUGACAAAGGAACUCCUCCAUUAACGGGAACAAUUGAGGUUCAAGUACGCUUGGAAGACAUCAAUGACUCGCCUCCAUCGUUUGAAGCAGAGAAAAUAACAUUAUACGUUGCUGAAAACUCACCUGUUGGCUCUGUUGUUGGUGAAAUUUAUGCUCACGAUCCCGAUGAGGGAGUCAAUGCUGUUGUUCAGUACACGAUUCUCGAAUCUGAUGACUCAAAUCUAUUUUCUCUUGUGACAAAACCAGGUUCAGAUCGUGCUCAAUUACUCACAAUGACAGAAUUGGAUUACGAAUCGCCAAGAAAAAGGUUUGAAUUGCACGUAAGAGCUGCUAGCCCUCCAUUACGAAGUGAUGUAAUAGUUGAAGUGCUCGUAACGGAUGUUAAUGACAACGCUCCAAUCCUGCGGGACUUCCAAGUGAUCUUCAACAACUACAAAGAUCGCUUCCCAAGUGGAAUAAUUGGGCGUGUUCCUGCCUUCGAUGCGGAUGUAACUGAUAAACUUUAUUACAAAAUCCUCUCCGGAAACAAUGCAAACUUGAUAAAACUCAAUGCAACAACUGGCGGCAUCAGUUUAAGCCCACAACUGAAUACAAACGUCCCGAAACAUGCCACGAUGGAGAUUUCCGUUACGGAUGGCAUAAACGAAGUCAAGGCUAUUAUGCAACUUUCGGUUCGACUCGUGAACGAAGAUAUGUUGUUCAAUUCCGUAACUGUGCGAUUAGAUGAAAUGACGGAAGAGGCAUUUUUGUCACCGCUUCUCAACUUUUUCUUGGAUGGCUUGGCAGCAAUUAUCCCAUGUCCGAAAGAGAAUAUUUUCAUCUUUUCCAUUCAAGAUGAUGCUGACAUUAAUUCUCGCAUAUUGAACGUUAGUUUUAGUGCAAGACGUGCUGAUGUCUCGCAUGAAGAAUAUUACUCAUCGAACUUCUUGCAAGAACGAGUUUAUUUGAAUCGUGCCAUUUUAGCAAGACUUGCAACAGUUACCGUUCUUCCGUUCGACGACAACAUUUGUCUUCUCGAGCCUUGUUUAAAUUUCGAAAAAUGUUCGUCUGUACUGAAGUUUGGAAAUGCUUCUGGAUUCAUCCACAGUGACACAGUACUCUUCAGACCUAUUUAUCCUGUCAACAGUUUCGUUUGUUCCUGUCCUGAUGGCUUCACCGGCAGCAAAGCACAUUAUUUGUGUGACACCGAAGUGAAUUUGUGUUACUCCAACCCUUGUCAGAACGGAGGAACAUGCGUUCGACGUGAAGGAGGUUACACUUGCUUAUGUGAUCAGAGACACAGUGGCGAAAAUUGCGAAAAUCCAGCUAUUGAUACAUCAAAUUGUCAUCCUGAGAUCUGCGAUGGAGGCUAUUCUUGUGUUAGUGGCUUCCAUUAUCCAGCAUAUGGAGCUUCAUGUCCAUUAAAAGCACGUAGUUUUACGAAAAAUUCAUUCUUGACUUUUGAGAGCUUGAAACAGCGACAUCGCUUGAACAUUAGACUCAAAUUCGCGACAAUCCAAGAUAACGGGCUACUUCUCUACAACGGCAGAUUCAAUGACAAACACGAUUUUAUUGCCCUUGAAAUCAUCAAUGGUCACUUAACGUUCUCAUUUUCCUUGGGAGACAAGUUGCAAAGUGUUUCGGUGACACAAAAGCACAAAAUCAGUGAUGGUCAAUGGCAUACCGUGCAAGUGGAUUAUUUCAACAGAACAGCAACUGUCAUUGUUGAUAAUUGCGAUACGGCUUUAGCUGUUCCUGGCUAUGCGGAUUGUGCAAAUCAAACGCGUUUGAUGCUGGAUCGCAAAUGUGCCUCAUUGACUGAAACUUGUCAUCGAUUCUUGGAUCUCACAGGUCCCUUGCAAAUUGGCGGACUUCCUCGCAUUCCCGUGCAUUUCCAAAUCCAAUCGCAAGAUUAUGUGGGAUGCAUUAGCGACUUGCAAAUUGACCAGAAAAUGAUUGAUUUAAAUACUUUUGUCGCAGAUAACGGAACAAUUGCUGGAUGUCAUCAGAAAGCGUCGUUAUGCGAAUCGGAUCCAUGUUACAAUGGCGGAACGUGUCACGAAGGCUUUGGCGUUUAUCGGUGUGAAUGUCCCGAAGGCUUUAGUGGGCAUUCGUGUCAAGAAACAGUUCCAACGCCUUAUCGCUUUAACGGUGAUGGAAUUUUGUCAUUCAAUCCACUUUUACGCCCCAUUCAAAUUCCAUGGUACAACAGCUUGUCAGUUCGAACAAUUCAAAAAGACGCCUUUUUGAUGCAAGUUCAAAUCGGUCAAAAUAAUUCCGCGACACUUUCGAUCCGGAAUGGCAUGUUAUAUUACACGUACAAUAGUGAACCGAUGUUCCUCGCUGGCUCUUAUUUGUCCGAUGGCGAAUGGCAUCGUAUUGAAGUCAAAUGGUUGGGAAAUGAAAUCCAACUUUCGACAGAUUAUGGAGAACGACAAGCUUUUGUUUACGCUCCCGAUAAGAUUCAAGGCGUUUAUGUGGGAAAAAUCGUAAUUGGCGGUAUCGACGGUACAAUUGGCAAUUUAGAGCAGUAUGGUUACUUUGAGGGUUGCAUCCAAGAUAUACGAGUUGGAGGCCAACAAUCCAUCUUACAAAAGCCAACAAUACGCGAAAAUGUCUUGGAUGGUUGUAUUUCGCAAGCAGAAUGUCCCGAUGAAUGUCCUCAUAACUCGCGAUGCGUCACAAGCUGGGAUAAAGCGACUUGCGAAUGCAUUCACGGAUUUGUCGGACCAAAAUGUGUUCCGGUUUGUACUGUUAAACCAUGCGCUGAUGCCGGAACUUGUCGCGCCGACUCUUCCGAUCCAAAAGGUUAUCGCUGUGAAUGCAGCAGCGACUAUCACAGCGGCGAAUAUUGCGAAAUUUCCGUUGAAAGACCUUGUCCAACGGGAUGGUGGGGUGAACGUGAAUGCGGCCCAUGCAAAUGUAACUUGAAACAAGGCUACCAUCCAGAUUGCGACAAACAAACGGGUCAAUGUCGUUGUCGCGACAACCAUUAUCAACCAGUAAACGAAACUGCUUGUCUGCCAUGCGAUUGUUACAUUAUCGGCUCACUUACGGGACAAUGCGACAAACUGACAGGACAAUGUGAUUGUCGUGACGGCGUUAUUGGUCGUCGAUGUGACUCCUGUUCCAAUCCGUAUGCCGAAGUAACGCUCACCGGAUGCGAAGUUGUCUACGAUGCAUGUCCGAAAUCCUUUGCGGCGGGACUUUGGUGGCCCCGAACGAAUUACGGACAAUCCGCCAUUGAAAAUUGCCCGGGACCAGCGAAGGGAAAAGCGAUUCGAGUUUGUGAAACUGCAGCUGGAGGCUGGGAAGCUCCUGAUUUAUACAACUGCACAUCACAACCCUUCUUGGAAUUACGAAAACAACUUUCAGCAAUCGAAAAAUUGGAAUUAGAUAUUAACUCGUUUGUCUCAGUUAAAAUUGCUUCAGAUUUGCAACACGCCACACAAGAAGUUGGCAACGCAAAAGUUGAGGAAACGAAAGCAGCGAAAGAUAAAUAUGCCUUUGAGUCAUCUCACUUGAUGCGAAAUACAAUGUGGAGCGAAGAUUUCGACGUCAACUACUUAAAUGACGAAGUUAAGAUCCCACAAAGUCGAUUGUAUGGCGCUGAUAUUCUCGUCACAGAAGGACUUUUGCAGGAAAUUUUGAAUUACGAAAUCAUGCAAAGUGGUUUGAAUCUGUCGCAUAGUCAAGAUAAAUAUUUCAUCCGCAAUAUUGUCGAAAGUGCUUCGAUUAUUUUGGACAAAAAAUACCAACCAGAGUGGAAACGAUUGUCAGAUCUUACCCAACGUGGCUCCGAUGAUCUCAUCGAUGCCUUCGGAAAAUAUCUCACAGUUCUGGCAAGUUAUCAACAUGACACUUACACCAAUCCCUUUGAAAUUGUGCAUGAAAAUAUGGCUUUCGGACUCGAUGUUGUGACAUCUGAAUCACUUUUUGGCUAUGAACCUCAUCAAUUGAACGAGUAUCAUCGACAUAGCAAAGGAAAUCAAUACACGACCGAAAGUGUCAUUUUACCCGACACAAGUGCAUUUUUAACACAUUCCUCUAAACAACGAGUUCCAACAAUUGCAUUCCCAAAAUACAACAAUUACAUCAUGGACAAACGUAAAUUCGAUAAACACACAAAAGUUCAAAUCCCGCUUGAUAUGUUGGGAAUUACGCCACCCGAAUCGAACGAAGUGUCGCAUGGAUCUUCUUCGCGAGCGAAGGAUCAUCGUGCAAUCGUUGGUUAUGCUCAGUACAAAGACGCAGGAGUCUUGUUCCCACAAGCUUUUGACGAAACCAUCACUCGUCGGUAUGGCGUCGAUAUCGAAGUUGCUACUCCCGUACUGUCUUUGGCGAUUUUGGUGCCAUCGGAUGCCAUUAAAAAUCCGUCACAAAAGUUCGAACGUAUGAGGGAGAUGCCAACAACGCCGCCUACGACAACAACAACAACUACAACAACCCAAAAAUAUCCUCUGGGCAUCCAAAUUUCAGCUCAUGAUCAUGUCGAUACUUUCGGUAGCAGCAGCGAAGAAACAAUUGGAACAUUUGCGCAUCUCGGAGACACGUACGACUUCCCUCCAAACAUCGAUCGGAAGGCAGAUUUACUUGAAAGCACGCGAAAAAUCACGAAACGCGACAUUUCGAACGACGUGGAUCAAAUUUCAUCGGAAUCGCAACCAGUGGUUUACCGUUCCUUAGGAUCGCCGUACUUGUCGCAACCGAUAAAGCUCCAGAUGUGGCUCAAUAUCGACAAAAAUCAGUUCAACUCGAGAUCGAAUCCGCAAUGCGUUCGUUGGAACACUUUUAUGAACAUGUGGACUCGCAUCGGAUGUCAAACCCAAACGCCAGAUUAUGAAAAUCUCUCUUACGACGAGCCGAUUUUGAUUAAUUGCACGUGCACGCACAUUUCCAGCUACGCCGUUAUAGUUGAUGUCAUCGAUCCUGAAGAUAUUCCCGAGCCAUCGUUAUUUGUACAAAUCACGUCUUAUUCGGCGUUUUUGAUUUCGCUGCCAAUUCUCUUCGGAGUCAUCAUUGCGUUGGCUUUGCUGAGAGGAAUGCAGACAAAUUCCAACACAAUUCAUCAGAAUCUCGUUUUUUGUCUGUUUAUCGCCGAAUUGCUGUUCUUUGUGGGCAUGCAAGCAAGAAGGGAGUUGAUCGAUAACGAAUUUAGUUGUAAAUUGGUGGCUAUUGGGCUGCAUUACGCUUGGUUAGCGGCAUUUGCGUGGAUGACAGUUGAUUGUGUGCAUUUGUACAGGAUGCUGACUGAGAUGCGAGACAUCAAUCAUGGACCAAUGGGAUUCUAUUUCACGUUGGGAUAUGGAGGACCGGCACUUAUUUGUGGCUUGUCCGUUGGCGUUCGAGUGCAUGAAUACGGAAAUAAUCUAUUUUGCUGGUUAUCUGUCUAUGAAAACGUCGUUUGGUGGCUCGUUGGACCAAUUGCUGUCAUGUCAGUGUUUAACUUGCUCAUCCUCUUCGUCUCCGUCAAAGCUGCUUUCACCCUCAAAGAACACGUGCUUGGAUUCGGAAACCUCCGUACUUUACUCUGGCUUUCUGUCGUCUCGUUGCCUCUAAUUGGCUUAAUGUGGGUUCUUCAAGUCCUCACCGCUUCGGAAAAUUCGCAACUUUUGAACAUCUUACUGUCCGUUGUCGUCGUAAUUCAUGCCAUUUUCUGCUUGAUCGGAUAUUGCAUCAUCAACAAGCGCGUUCGUGAGAAUUUGCGACACACCGCCCUCAAAUGCAUGGGACGAAAAGUUCCCUUAUUGGAAUCUUCUGUCGCGAUUAGCAACAGUUCUCAAAACAUCGCACCCCGAACGCCUGGAUUCUCGGGUUACGAAACGAACAGACGAAAUAUGGGAAUAAGUGCUUCGAGUACGACAUCUCGCAGUACCGCAAAAACCAGUUCGAGUCCUUACAGCGACGGACAAAUGCGGCAUACCUCAACGUCGACCUCAAAUUACAAUUCUGACACUUAUGUGCGUGGAUAUCAAGCUGCCGGAGGUGCCAGUGGACGUAGUAAGAAGAAGCAUCGUGGCGGAAAGGAAAGUGAUUCUGACUCGGAACACGAUAAUCGAAGUUUGGAAUUGGCGUCGAGUCAUUCUUCCGACGAUGAAGAGUCGAAAGUCGGGCGUUCGAGCAUCGGAACUGUCACAAAUUCGUAUCUGCCGAAUAUUGCGGAGCAUGUUGCAACGACGCCGCCUGAAUUGAAUGUCGUGCAAAGCCCGCAACUCUUCCCGAACAUCAAACCCGUCAUUUACGGGUCACGUUGGUCUAGUCAAGCGCCGGAAUCGUUCCUGCCGGGCCCAAAUCCCGGAAGAUGGUCCCAAGAAACGACUUCGGACGCCGAAAUGCACUCGCAAAAGACAAGUUCGCCCAAUCCGCUGCCGAAUCCAGAUCUCACCGACACGGCUUACCUGCAAAAUCGCUUGCACAUGCCGCCUUCCUUGCUCGAAAACAUCCAAGAGAACUACAAUACGAACGGAUUGGCAUCUCCGCCGCCGCAACAACAACCGCCAAUGCAAUACGACAACGAUCCGCGUUACGAUCCGUUGUACGGACGAAAGAAAGAUUAUCAGGACAACUACAGGGAAUACGACGUGAAUUAUCAUCCGACACAAGCAGGUGCCACGGAACGUGCCUACAUGUCGGGCAGCGAGCGAGAUUAUGGAAAUACUCACACGAUAAAUCACAUGCAGCAACAACCGCAUCCGUAUCACAGCCAAACGAUCUACGACAAACAGCACAUUUACUUGGGCGGCGGCAAAAUUAGCUCGCCUUACAUGUCAAAAGAGCAUUUAAUUGCCGAAACGUACAGUCCCCGGGCUCUUCGGAACGAAAUGGCGUACAAUGAGAAUGGACCGCAUCACAGUGUGUCGUCAUUAUUGAAGAAUGAUUAUCACACUCGUCACGUCGAUUACCACUCCGAUCGCAUGUCAGAAGGGUCCGAAGGCAAAAACGGCUAUAAUUUCCCCUACACUGCCGAAGAAGAUCAUCUCACGCAUCCACAUACGAUGCCACGUGCAUUGCCACAUCACAUUUCCACCGACAUGAAUAAUCCAAUGGGAUCGAGAAAUGGUUCGAGAACAUCGACGCCACCAAAUGUGGGCGCAGUGCCAUCAAUGCAAGCGUUAACGAGCAUCGCAGACACAAGCGAGUGGUGUUGGACGAGAAUUAAUACGAAUAAUAUGAAAGGCAUUGACUUGGAUGCUGAGACCACCGUUUAGACCUUGUCGUCGACUAAUCGAGACAACCAACAGACCA